Molecule: messenger RNA, 914 nt
Organism: Linum tenue
Lineage: Eukaryota; Viridiplantae; Streptophyta; Magnoliopsida; Malpighiales; Linaceae
Source: the annotation of a GenBank genome assembly
UUCCAUUCUCUUCUCAUCUUCACAACUUCAUCACUUCCAUCAAUAUACCAAUUUCACCCGAUUCUCCAAUUGUAAUCCCAAAACCCAAUCCCAUCUUCAUGACCACAUACCCUAAACAACCACGCAUCCAGUUUCACCAGAAAUCCCACGAAAUCCAAAACCCCUUCUCCCCACUAUAAAACAAACAAACCAACCCACCCAAAUUUACAAAACACACAAUCCAAUUCCCCCACAGGGAAAAAAAAAAUGGCCAAAACCGGCGUCGUUCUGGGGGCGGCUCUGCUUCUGCUGGCAAUUACGACGCUAGGCGCCGACGCCAGAACGUGCGGCGUCGACGUCCAAGGCGUGGUGGACGAAUGCAUGGACUACUUGAAGAAAGGGUCGAGGCAGCGGGACCCGUCGCCGCAGUGCUGCACCGCCAUCGGCGGCGCCGACAUCAACUGCGCGUGCAAGAAGCUGCUGACCCCCGCCGUCCAGUCGCUGCUGGACAUGAACAACCUCGUCUACGUCGGCAGGAAGUGCGGGAUCUCCAUCCCCAAGGGGACCAAGUGCGGCAUUUCGUCGUCAAUAAUUGAAGGGCUUCGUCGUUAGAAGUUGGUGGACGGGGUGAAGGGAUCUGUAAUAAAAAAAAAUAUCUAUAUCUAUAUGUAUCAUGGAUUAUUGUUAUUGUUAUGUAAUAUAAGUCCGUGCGUAUGUACGUAAAUAAUUACAUGCACGUUGAUGAUUACAUGCAUUUGCAUGGAGUAAAUUAUAGUGUUGUGUUGUGUGACGCACAAGGUGGAUCGAGGUAAAUAGUUAUUUAAUCAUAAAUAAAAUUUGACAAGGUUAUAUUGCCUUAAUACGUUAAAUUGAAAAUUCUAUACAUGUUAAUGGAAAGUUAGUCCAUCAAAUUAAAAAAAAAAAAGUAAAAGGAG